This is a messenger RNA of Saxophila tyrrhenica, 2877 nucleotides long. RefSeq lists its product as uncharacterized. NCBI's taxonomy places the organism in Eukaryota, Fungi, Ascomycota, Dothideomycetes, Mycosphaerellales, Extremaceae. The record is from RefSeq and is a predicted model, not a curated record. The transcript is spliced from 2 exons. Bases 1 to 2877 code for a protein of 958 amino acids.
AUGGCCGCCGCCACGGCGCAAGAAGAGCCUUCCGGCCUCGAGGUCGAAGGAUACCAGUACCAGCCGGUCCCCGGCAGCAACAAGAGAAAGGCCCCAAAUGUCGACCACCUCCCCCUUCUCCGAGACAGCAAGCGCGUACGAACCGAGUGUGAUGAUGAUGUCCGGGAGGACCUUCACGCGAGAAGCAUCGCCACCCAGGCCGCCAGGGAUGCUGUCGCCUACCAAUAUCAACAACACAUCACCAGCCUCGAUCAGCGGCUCAGGGCGUCUUCUCAGAGAGAGCAAAACCUCACCAACGAAGUUGCGUGGCUCCGACAAUUGGGCUCUGCCGUCGAGAACGCGUACAACCAGAAAGACCAAGCCGUCAACCUGCUGCUCCUGGAGCUCCAAAUCGUUUCUCGACAAAACCAAGCGUUCUUUACGGAAGGGUCGAGACUUCAAGAGCUUGUCGCCGGCGUCGAGAAGAGGCGCGAUGACGUUGCCACAGAGCUAGCGUCUUGCAACGAGCAAAUGGUCGUAGACGACCCGCCGAAGGCACAACAGCAUGCCACUGGCGUCGAGAAGAUGUGCGAUGACCUGGCCGCAGAGUCGACGUCUCGCGAAGAGCAAAUGGUCGGAGAUGACCAGUCAAGGGCACAAGAGCAUGUCGCCGCCGCCGAGAAGUGGCCCUUCGACAACGCAGCAGAGGCGACUGCUGAUGUGCCGAUGGAAGUCAAUGUCGCCACCGAGCAGGCUUCCCCAGGAGGGUUCGACCACGCAGUGCACGUACACGACCAGACGAUGGAAUAUCAGCGGGCCAUUGCUCAGGAGAACAAUGCUCGAGAGGCCGCAACUAUCCCGGCAGACCCGACUCACGGUCUGAACACGGAUCAAACGGGCUCGGCCCAAACCUGGAAAUUGAUCGUUGACCGCGCAUACCAAGAGAGCGCGAAGAAGUGGCAAUCGGUCAUUGACGAAGCAGUCCAGGCGUGUGAAAAGAAGCACAAGGCCGCGCUCAAGAAGUACAAGGUCGAGCUCGAAGUCAUCCAUGCUCAGCGGUGCCCCGAGCCACACAAGCAUCCCUCUGCCUCACCAAUGCAGCACUGGUACAACGUCGAUCCGACCAAACCCCAGACCAUGGUCAGCUACACUGCGGUUCGUUCGGUCCCGUUUCAGAGCCACGAAGUGGAGCUCCUGGGCGAUUAUUUCGACCCCGAUGAACCCCUCGGGUGGAGGCCCUACCCGCUUGAAGAAAGGCCGGAAGGAUUCCAAAAGGUCAUCUACGCCCAGAAGUGCAUCCUCUCGUAUCUUCCAGAGCUCCAUCUCGAGGCCGCUUCAACCUUCCUCAGCUCAGAGCAGAUCACCAAGUUAUACGCUCGCUCAUUUGGAGAAGAUAUGCCACGUCAGGCAACAUGCCAGGAGAAGAAGCUCUUCCCAACCAUCUGGACUGAGGUCGUCAAGACGCUGCGUGGCAUGACCAAGUUCCGCUGUGCCGCAGAAGCCUACGCCGACGGCGCAGGGUUGGAAUCCAGGCUCCAUCAAGUGAAUUAUUGCUGGCCACCACGAUUCGACGAAGUAGUUGUCGACCUGAUGAUGUCCGACAGCUUCGAAGAUGCAGACGAGAAGCGAGAAGAGAAGUAUGGGCAGUUGGGUGAUGCGCAACAGGCAUCGCUAAGCAGGGCCGACAUUCAGUUCAACAUCGAGCAGAAAGCGGGGGAGAUGGAUGAUAUGAUGUCGUUUUUCUCCAAAAUGAAGCCACACAAGGAGGAAAGCACUAUCCACAGCAGGCCGUCGGUCCACGAGAAGAUGAAGGGCCUCGCAAAACUGUCGGCAGAGAAGAAGAAUGGAGGCACUGCCAGCCAAUUCGAAGACGCCCAUCUCCGCGAAGAAAUUGCAGGGCCCGUUGACGACAGCGGCUAUGUCAGCUCAGAUCACGCUGACGCCGGCGGAGAGGAGGAUUAUGUACCGUUCGAAGAGGAGGACAGCGAGAGGUUUGAGGCCUCUGGUGGGAGGGCCAAGGUGGGCAUGGAAGCGCCCAGCGAGAACGAAAUCGAAGAAGGUGGUGUCUUCGAACGCGAGCAGCUGCAAGCGCGCUUUGACGGCCUUAUGGGAAGGAUGGGGCCGGAAGCACGGGAGAGGAUCAAACGCCGUGUCAACAGCCUGAAGAACAAGCCGACCGCCAAUGCCGUCAAUGUUACUGCCAGCAGAAAAGUCAGGGGCGGACGCGUCGGGAAGACCAGUGCGGGCAGGAAGAACAAGCUCGGUGGCACUUCGAAGUCCACUGCGAGCGAGAGGAGCGUGCACGAAGCUGUGGUGAAGUCGGAGCCUGAAGGCAACGACAUCGACGAAAUUUUCGACCUGAGAGCACCACCAAAAGCGACCACCGAGAGCCUCGACAUCGAAACGAGCAACGAAGAGCGAAACAUCAUCCAGCGACGAGGAGUCGUAAUCCGAGAGUGCCAGCAACCAGAGAGCACCACCAGAAGCAACCAGCCAGAGCCACGACGCCACAACGAACAACGAAGAACGACACCGAAGAACAACACAUCAUCCAACAAUGCAGACCGCAGACCACCCUUUACGCCAUCGAAGGCGCAGUCACCUCCUUGUUCUCCGAAUCAGCCAUCUGGUUCAUCUGGUUCACCGCCGUUCAUCGCCGUUCAUCGCCAGUCGUUGGUCAGCGACUCUAAAAAAAUGGCCCAAAAGAUCGCGGACGACAAACCAACCGCCGUUCGUGUCUCGAUCCGAGCACAACGAAAGUCCGCUGCAGGCGGAGGUACCACGACAGGGUGGCCUGCCCGAGGCGUCCGAAGUGAGCGUGCAAAGCAGUCUUGGUUAGAUUGUAUGCCCCACCGGAACCAGACGUGUAGAGCACAGACUCUUGCGUGCGCAGCAUGA